This is a messenger RNA of Clunio marinus, 228 nucleotides long. The record is from the annotation of a GenBank genome assembly. NCBI's taxonomy places the organism in Eukaryota, Metazoa, Arthropoda, Insecta, Diptera, Chironomidae.
AUGGAUACCAUGAGUGAAACUUACACAGACAAAGGAAGUAUCAUCAAUCGAGCGGGUAAACAAAAGCUAAGUAAGAGAGAAAAAAUUAAAACUUUAAUGGCUCUUAAUUCACAUCGAAUUUUAACACAGUUUAUUGUCGGAAAUCGUGAAAGCAAAAGUAGAAAAAGAAACAAAAAUUCUUGUAAAGCUGAAAAACCAACAAGAAAUCUCACUAAGGGCCUCAUUUAA